Hydatigera taeniaeformis is the source of this 789-nucleotide messenger RNA. The record is from the annotation of a GenBank genome assembly. NCBI's taxonomy places the organism in Eukaryota, Metazoa, Platyhelminthes, Cestoda, Cyclophyllidea, Taeniidae.
AUGGGCUGUUUGCUUUCUUGCUUAGCCUGCUGCUUUUGUGAUGCAGCAACGAGCAUUUGCUGCAAAUGUCUGCCGUCCUGCAAGAAGUCCAUCUUAACGCGACUAUACUAUGGAGUGAUUCUGCUUGUUGUAAUAGUAUUCUCCUGUGUUUGUCUGAGUCCAAAUGUGGAAAAGUUGCUGAGGAAGAUACCGUCGUUGUGUCCGGGUGAGCCGAAUGAUUUGUGCAGUCUGAUAACGGGUUACGGCGCGGUGUAUCGAAUGUGUUUUGCUCUUGCUCUAUUCUUCUUUGCUUUUUCUCUUUGCAUGAUCAAUGUCAAGUCUUCCCACGACUUUCGGGCAUCAAUUCACAAUGGAUUUUGGUUUUUCAAGAUACUCGCUAUUAUAGGCAUUAUGGUUGGUGCAUUCUUUAUACGUGAUCCGAUGUUUCUCUACGUGUGGAUGAUCUUUGGUAUAAUUGGUGCCUCUCUCCUUAUUCUUCUUCAACUCACGCUUUUGGUUGAUUUCGCGCACUCCUGGAACGAGAAGUGGGUGGAUGCUUACGAUGAAACCCAUAACAGGUGCUAUUCUUGCGGUCUCAUAUCCUCUACCGUCUUCUUUUAUGCUCUCAGCGCCACUGCAGUCAUUGUGUUCUACAUUUUCUUCGGUUCUCACCCGUCUUGUCACUUGGGUAAAAUGCUGAUCAGCAUUAAUUUGAUCCUCUGCGUCGUCAUGAGCGUGAUUUCCGUCCUUCCUGUUGUGCGAGAUAAGCUUCCCCUCUCCGGCUUACUUCAGGUGGGUUCGUUUAGCUAG